AUAGCCUGAGUGGUCCAAACUCUAUCACUACACUCUACACAUCUACAUUGUGGGGUACAGUAUACAUAAUACAGUUUCACUAGGUCUUAUUCAAUUAAAUAAAAAUAAUUUCCACUUCCACGUUUAGUCUGUUCUAAUUCGAAUGUUUUCAUAUGUAAGUGCAAGGGUAGGAGACGUAGACGUAGUGUUAGCGCAGCCGCAAGUUCAAAAUAGGUAGGCGUUCAGCUAAUCCUGCCUUACUUACACUUACUGGCCUUACUUACUCUUUCUUACCAGUUUUCAAGUAUUUACACCUUUUACUUUUUUAAAACUUACAACACAAUAACUCAAAAUUAAUUAUUAUUAUAUAUUAACUUUUAUUAUUUAUUAAUACAAGUUUGACAAUUCUACUUAUAAUAUAACUUAUUAAUUAAGAUUAAUAAACUUAAUCUGAAUCUAAAUAAUUUAUUUUGCAGGAAAUAAAAUGGAAUUGAUCUUUUCCCUCUGACUCUGAUUCAGCAAUAAAGUUUAAUAAACAAUUUCAUUGUAAUAUACAUGUCAUGUAGUUCCCAUAAUAUGGCCAUAUUCAUAUUAUUAUAUUUGCAUGCCAUAUGGUGUGGUCAUAUAAUAUAUAUAGGCCUAUAUAUACGUAUUCCUUAAGUACAAUUUUAACUUGGAGUUACCUUAAGAGGGGGAAAAAAUGUUUUCUUAGUUUAAACGUUUAAUUUAAGUUUCAUUCAUUUGAGUCUAAACUUGCUAACAAAGACUAUGGCAAAUUCAUGUUAAAAGUGCUCAAGAGUCAUUGGAUUUUAUUUUUAUGGAAUCUAUAUUUGCACUCUUUUACAAAUUCCAGAAUAAACUGAAAUAAAUUUUCCGAUGGCGGGGCGACUUUCUGUAUAUCAAGUUGCAAAAAUUGUAAGACUGAAUGUUUUACCAGGUUCAUCUACUCAAAAGGGAAAGAAAGGUCAUCAAGGUUUUUAACAUGUAUCAGUACAAAUAAUGUUUUUUGAAGAAAAUGUUUGGUCUAUAAAUGUUUUGCUUAUCUUAGUAAAUAAAAUAACAUUGCAAAAUAGCUAUGUUGUUGUAGGUUAGUAACUGUUGUUUUUUUAAAUCAUAAAAAUAAAACAUUCAUUCAUAAGCCCAAAAAUCUUUUCACCAGCUACAUCAUUUUUUAAAAACCAGAAAGCUGCAACUGUCAGCAUACCAUGGCCUUCAAGUGUAAUAUAUGGGCUUCAUCAGGCUUAUUCUACUGUGGCUGAAAAGGUAAAAAAAAUAUAAUAAAUAUUUUAGUUUAUUGUUGGCUGUAGUAGAGAACUAGUCUAUAUUGUAAUUUAAUUCAAAUUUUAUGAAACGUUUUAAAUUAACUUGACACGUGUCUUUUAUCAAAUGUAAAUUAUAUUUCUUUUCAGCCCAAAUUGAUGGAAAAUGUUACUUCGGCAUGUCUUCAUAAUAGUGGUAAAACUUGCUUUGUGGUCUGGAAGGAUGGAUUUCAUACAGAGUAAAUUUAUUAUUGACAUUUUCAAAACUAUUUGCUAUUUGUACAAUUAAUGCGAUGCAUAAAAAAUACACUUUCCAAUGACCACAGAGUGGAAAAAACACCUACUCUUGUAGAUAUUAGCAAGCAAAAUGUUCUAAUAUGCUUAAUCUGAUUACCAUUUAGACCACUUUUUCAUUGUCUGUCAAAUUAUUUUAUUAUGAAAUAAUAACUAAUUCUUUGCAAUUAUGGCAAUAUUUGAAUUUGUAAUUGAUUUUUUACCCUUUAUAUGCUAGGUUUCAUAGUGUUUGGUUGAGACAAAACUGUCAUUGUGAGAUGUGUAGACAUGAAAAUGGACAGAGGGUUUUGAACCCAGCCAACAUUCCCACAAGUAGUUUAAUGCAGAAUUUAUUUCUUGAAGGUGAAAACGUUUUUACAAGUUUUUAAGCAGGAAUGAAAAAUUAUUCUUUUAUCCUUUACAUAAAUCAUACUAAAUAUUUAAACAUAAAGGUAUCUUAAACUAUGGAUUUUUCAAGUCUGUGAUGCUUUUAAGUUUUUGAAAAAUCUGUAAGUUCUCUAUCAGUUUAUCUAUGGUUAAAAAAAAAAUUUAAUCUAAGACUACUUUUUGUAAAUUAAAUUUUUGAACAUAUCGUUUUUCUGCUAUAUCAGGAACUAAACUUAAAGUGACAUGGUCUGGAGCUUAUGGUAAUCAUGAAGGCUACAUACCAUUGAGUUUCCUAAGAGAACACAACUACAGUCAGGAAUCUAUACUAGCGAGAAGAAAAGCUGUUAAAUGUGAAAAAACAUGUUCAGUAAAGACAAUAUUACUUACAUAAUCUUCAUCUGGUGAAAUAUUUGUUUUUCAAUCUGAUGCUGCAGAACUAUAAGCUUAUAAAAAUUUUUUAUAUAAAUUUAAAAGAAGCAAGGCAAUACAUGCAAUCUUCUGUCACAUAACAUUAUCUGAACAUGUAAAUUAAAAUAUAAGCUGAUAGUUUUUUUUUUGGGUACUUUAGCUUUAAACUUUAAAUAAAAUUAAUUGUUAAGAAUCUAUAGUAAAUUAUUAAGUGUAGUAAAUUUAUUAUCACAUGUUGUAUUCAUAUUUAAGUUUAUGUCAAUCAGUUUUAUAAAUCCUCUAUUCAAAGGUUACGAUGCUUCAAUUUGGGUAUUAUAAAAUAUAUUUAUUAAAAUGACUACAGAUGAUAAAUUAAUUGCCUACCAUAGUUUUUUGCAAGGAAAUGGAAUGCAAUAAAGUUUACUUCUUUAAAAACUAGUGCUUCUUUUCAUUUUUGUUUUUCUCAAAGAAAAUUCCAACCAUUACUUUUGAAGAAAUAAAGCAGUCUAAAGAUGGACUUUUAAAGUAAGUUUUUUUUCCUUCACAUUUCUUUUUAAGUAAAUUUCUUUAUUUUAACAUUUUAUUAAAUAGCUAUCUUGAUGUAAUUGGAGGGCAGGCAUAUUUUAAGUUUUUAAUCCUUCUAAUUAAUGCAGAUGGCUUUAUCAAAUCAAUGAAGAGGGACUCAGCAUUGUAAAUGGUGUGCCAACUGAAGAAUCCAUGGUACAAGAGGUAAAAGACAAAUUUUUUAUGAUAUUACUUUCACAGUUAUUGGUCAAAAUAAUUAAAUGGCCAUACAUACAUGCCAACCUAUAUGGUUUACCUAUACUUUUUUUUUUUUACAUUUUAUGUAUGUUUGUGAAGUUGUAAGACCAUGCAGGCUUUUGUACAGUUUUUAACAGGAUGUAGAACAGAAAUAUUUUUGCACAUGAAACACAUUCAAAACUGGUGGUGGAAUAAAUGCAACAUUGGAAACGAGAAGCUUACAACAAGAAGCUUACAUCCUAUUGGUCUGUUCAAAAUGACUUAAUUGAGGAUCGUUAGACCAUGUAAAUUUAGAGACAGCGCUAUUUCAUUGAUGUUAUUCGUUAAUAAAAAGACAGCAAAGUAUGUUAGAAAUUACAUUGAGUAGUAAAACAUAAUUACAAAUCCAAGUGUGUAAUUCAUAAUAAGAACUGCAGUGUUAGUUAGUGUUCUUUUAAUUUAUAUUAAUAUUAAUUCAAUAUAUUUUAUAUUGCUGUGCAUUAAUGACUCUCAUGUGGAGGCGUUGACCUCCCAUCGGGCACCUAAACCAUUUGGCAGUUUGGGGAACGCCAGCCAGGUAUGCCGGUUACUGCGGAAAUAAAAUGCACAGGCGGACCAAAGCCAGGAACUGGUACCUUGCAGUUAGCAAAGGGAUUUACAAAGGCUAGGAACAUGACCCAAAAAAAAGGCAGCUACCCUGAGAAUUAUAAAGGACAUCCCCUCAGACAGUUUCUGUGACGUAAAAAAUCUUGAGGUAAAUGAAGCUAAGACAAUGUAUAUGGUAAAAUCAUGAAAGACACAUACUGUGACAACAUCAAAACAGGCAACAUAACAUUUGAGAGUGGAUACUUUCAAAUAUCUAGGGGCUACUAUACACGAGCAUAAUGAAAUAGUGACAGAGGUAAAAGAAGGGAUAACAGCAGGCAAUCGUUCUUAAUUCAGCCUAUGAAAGCUACCAGGAAGAAAAAAUCUCUCAAGGAGAACCAAAAAAAAAACAUAUACACCAGUAUCAUAAGAAAAGUUGUACUUUACACAGACGAGACUUCCUUAGCAAAGAAAGCAGAGAACCUUGUGCAUGAUUUCCUCAUCAACACCAGUAACAGAAACAUUGCAAAUCCAAUCUACAUGCAUAGGAGCCAAAAUGAUCAAUAAAUUGAUCGUGGGCCCUUAAGAUAUAGAAGAAGAAUACAUUGGAGAGAAAAAUCCUCAGGAAAAUAUAAUGUCUGAUGACAGACAAUGAUGGAUGGAGAAUUUGUACAAACCAAGAGAUAUAUCAAUUGUUUGAAGACCCAUCCAUUGUGGAAACAAUUUAAAAAAGCAGACUGUCCUGGAUAGGGCACCUUGAGAGGAUGCCAGAUUGUAGAGCAUGAAAAGUGAUUCGACAGGUAGAAACAAAGGGGCAGAGGGCUCACUGGUUAACCCAGACUGACAUUAUUGAACAAUGUAGAGGAGGAUUUACAUCAACUGGGGGUCUGAAGAUGGAAGCAGAAAGCGAUGGUUGGAUCCAAAUGGAAGGAUGUGGUGGAGCAGGCCAAGGCCCUACAUGGGCUGGCGCCACUGAUGAUACUAUCAAUGACUAGCAGUUUCAGUCAUUAUUCCAAAAAAUAUGUUAUAAGUUGAUGGUAAACUCAGCAACUUUGUCAAGACAGACAAACUUUACAUUAAUUCAUUAUUAAUUUAAAUACAGGAAGUGGAAGGAAUCUGUAUUACUGCAGCUAGCAUAAUUAAACGAAGAAUUUUGUCUAAUUACAUCUAAAUUAAUAUCAAAUUCAUCAACUGUCCAUUUGUAAUACAUUUGCUAUAGACGAGUGUAAAAAAACUCAAAAUGUGACAAAAACUAGACUUAUAACAAGCUAUUUCGUUUAAAGGAGACGAUGUAGCCAUUUAUUAAUGAUUUAAACAUGCUUUUUUUAAAUGUGCCCACAGUGAAAGGAGGACUACUCAUUUUUUAUUCGUGCAUUCAAAACAUUGAUGAAAAAAUUAUAAUAAAUAUUUUUUUUUUCUUUUUUCUGUACAGUUUUUCAUGCUGUUGUACAGUUUUUUGUUACUUUUGUAUUUUUUUUUUAAUCCCACAGGUUGUCAUGUAUGGCCAAUAUAUGUAGCAUUGGAUACAAUAAAUAGAAUCUAUGCUUAUUUUAAUCACAAACCACACCCUGAUUUUUCUUUUUUUACCACUAUUUAAGAGUCUUUUUUGCAAGUGCAAAAGAGAAACAUCUAUGAUUCUGCUCUAAUUUGUAACAUAGUUAAUUAUUUUGUUUAACUAAUAGUUUUUUUGUGUGGCUAAAUGACAUUUUUUAAAAAUAUGACUUCACUAGCAAAAUUAAAAAUCUCGUAAUUAUAGCUUUAUAUUCCAUAAUAAUGUUCAGGUUGCUGAGCUAAUUGGGCCAGUUGAAGUUACAAUUUAUGGAAAUGUAAGUUAUGUUCCCUGCUCUAAACAAUUUAAGAAAGUUGAUUUCAAUUUUAAAUGUUCAAUAUCAAUACUUUUAAUUUAAUUAAUUAAGAAUUCUCAUUCAGUUAACAAAUCUCUUAGGAAUCCAUCUUUGACUAUUUUAGAGAAAAUCUUGGAUAAGUUAAAUGGGGCAGUAAAUUAAAAGAUUUUAAAAAUAUGUCUACUCCUUACAGUUGAAAUGGAAGACAUAAAGUAUUCUCAAAUGCAAAAACCAGUCAGUAUAAGUUUUAAAACCCCUCUUCCAUAAUGGCAACAUUGACUUAUAAUAGUGAUUUUUUUAUUUUAUAACUGCACACACCAAUAAAUUGUGACAGAUUGGGGAACAAAUGAGUUUCUAUAUCUUUAAUUCCUUACUUUGAAGGAAAGAAUUCAUUCCUGAUAAUCGAGUUGAUCUUAAGUAACUGUAUUGGGUGGGAUUAAUCCCCCAAAUUUCUUUUACAUUUUACAAGUGGAUCUUGCUUUAUAUAAAUUCUUCAAGCAAUGGUAGUUUCGUUUGAGUGCUAUUACUCACCUACUCCAUAAGUCUAUUUAAUGUUUUGGGUGAGAUACAAUGAAUUAGAUCUACCACACGAGCAGUGUGAUGGGGAUGCAAUAUUAUAUAGUUGCUUGUUAAAGAAUCAUCACUAAAUCUCCCAUUUAAAGAUAUGUUCAUUCCUCUCAGACAUUUGAUGUAUUGGUGACCCCAGACCCAAUCAAUGUGGCAUAUUCUAGUGUCGGGCUUGAUUUACACAUGGACUUGGCCUACUAUGAAUCUCCACCUGGUCUACAAUUACUACAUUGUCUUAAGUAAAUUUUCAUACAUAUAUUAUAGAAUCAAAAAGAUAAACUACGGUUCAUUUUGAUAUAUAAAGCAUUGUAAAUUUUCUUCAUUCUUCUAUGAAUUUGAUUUUUUCAAAUACUGUCUGAGAAUUUAACUUAGGGCCAUCAUAUGUUGUAAAACCUGGCCUCCAUGAAUGACACCACCCAAUUGUGGCAGAUUUUUUUACAUAAAUUAGACACUUAUAUCACACAUGGUCACACAUUUGUGACACCCCAUCCCUCCCCAUCUGGACAUGUGACAUCAUUUAUGGAUGGUCCUAAAUCUUCAAAGAUAUUAGAUUUUCAAACUUUUUUAAGGAUACACUUUAUUUUGUUUCUUGUCAUAAAUUGAAUAGAUAAAAUUUGUAUUAAUUUAUGUACACCAAAAAAUGCAAUAAUACUAAAGAUUUAAAUUAAAACUAUUUUUCUCACAGAUUUGAUGCUUGUGUGGAAGGAGGAGAAAGCACAUUUUUGGAUGCUUUUGCUUUGGUGGAUCAAUUUAGAAUAAAUUAUCCAGAUCUUUUUAAAUCUUUGACAGAAAUACCAGCAACAUUCCAAAAAGUCCAUUAUAAACGGUCAGCUUGAAUACAAAAAUUGUUUACACAGUUGACAGAAUAUUAGAAAAUCUAUAAUAUUUCAAGAGGAUUUUGUAAUAAUGGAAACAAUAAUGUUAUUAAAAAGAGAUUAUUUCCAUUUUUUAAAGAUUUUUUUAAUGCAUGUAAGCUAAUAUAGGCAUUUUUUUUAUCAAUAACCCUAGUGAUAACCCAGUCCACAUUGUCAAUCAGAAGCCGCAUAUAAGGCUUAACCAUUUGGGAGAGGUAAUAUUUUACCCAUUUUUUUCCCCUAACAUUUAUAAAUAAAUAGCAUGUCAUUAAAAAAAAAAAAAAAUUAUCAUUAAAUAUUCUUUUACAAGAAAUUUUGAAUAGCUAAAUUCUUGUUUAGAUUGUUCAAUCAUUUUAAAAAAAAAGAUAUCCUGUGCAAGUUAUGAAAGAACAUUUCAUAAUGAGAGUAAAUAAAAUCUUUAUCAGGUAGUUGCUGUUUACUGGGCAACACCAUUUGAAGGACCUCUAUCUGUUGAUGAGGUAAAAAUAUUAACUCAUAGUCUAUUGCACAAUAUCAGAAUUGGGGGCAUGGCAAACCAUCAUAAGAAAUAAAUUAAAGUUAAAGUUGAGAAUUUUACGAAACUAUUCUUUUAAGUCAAGAAACACCUUCAUCAAUUUUUUGUGUCUUUUUACAGAAUGAAGUAAUGCGUUACUACUUGGCUUAUGAGAUGUUUGCAAAAAUGAUAAGAGACUCACCAAAUCUAGUAAUUAUUAUAUUUGUAUCUAAAAAAAAAUAUUUAAAAAAAGUUUCUCAAUCCUUUGUUACAAAUUUCAUGUUAUUCCAUAAAAAAACAUAGAAGCUAAAUUGAGGUUUUACUUUUGCCUUUUAUUAGUUUGUGCAACCACAAAAAAGGUUGAUAAAACUUUAAAAAAUCACAGUUGUUAAAUCGUAACUGAGCAAGAAACUAUGAAGUGACCCUUUGUGUUAUUAAAAGUUAUAAAAAAAUGUGCUACUUGUUUCAUCCAUCUGAAGCUUGCAACUUAAUAUAUUAACGUCCCUGUGAUGAUUCUUUCCUAUCCAGUUACAACACAGAUUGCAGCCAGGAGAGCUUGUAGUCUUCAACAACCAGAGAAUGCUUCAUGGUCGCCAAGGGUUUCAAAUCAAUGGAGGCUCCAGGCAUCUCAAGGUAAAUUCAAAUUUAUUUACUCUUUGGUUAAUUUUAUCAUUCAAAGAGCUUAGUGUUUUAAUCAUGUUUCCAUUCUUCCUUGAAGUUCAUUGUUCAGACUUCAGUACCUUUCUUUUUACUUAACUUCUUUGUACAUGUAUGCUUGCUUUCAAUUAUGUACACCAAGGCAUCAUCUGAUCCUGCUUCUAAAUGAAUUUGUACUCUUUGCAGUAAUAAACUUAAGCACUAAAUUAAAUAGACUAAUAAAUGUGUGCUCUUUUAAUCAUAGAAAAAAUAAGAAUGUAUGUUGCCAAGUACUUUGUGAAGUUUAUGUACAUGUCAUAAACUCUGGAAUUUGAGUGCUGCACUACACUAGCUGAGAAACAUGUUUUUUAGGAUGAAUACAUUGUUCUCUCCUGUGUAAUUAAUUGUGUCAUUAUACUUUUCCCUCCCUUUUUAUGACCGAAAAUAAAAACAUGCCUAUGUUGUAUCAAAUUUUGAUUACUUUAAGGGUUGCUACAUUAACAUAGACAUCUUCAAAAGCAAGACACAAGUUUACAACAACCUAUUCGGAGAUGGGCGCCGGGCCAAAAGGGUUGGAAAUCAGUGCUGGUUUUGACAGCGUGCAUUUACUUAAAAUGAAUCAUUUAAAAAGUGUACAACUAACAAUCAAAACAUUUAUGAAGCUAAAUUUAUUAAAUUAAUGCAUGCCUAAAGAUUUUUGUCUAGAAAUUUUAUUGGCUUUUUACAGGAUGAUCUCAUGGGCACAUACUUUUAAACUAUAUGUCCUUAGAAAAUUGUAGCUUUUUUAUAGCAUUUACCUAGAAAAAAUAUGUGAUUAAUAAAAUAUAUAUUUGUUCCAAUGUAAUUUCAAAACUCCAAGACCGUAUGAAUUUCUUCAAAACACUGUGUGUAACUGUAUUUGAAGAUUUUAUAAUUUUUUAAUAUUUAUUCUUGAAACAAAAAAUGACAGAGAAUUUAAGAAAUCAACUUUUCCUUAAUUGCUUUUUUAUAAUUGUUGUUGAAAAACUCAACUUUUUUUCUUUCCAAAUGCUUUGUAGUCCUAUAUUUUCAGCAAUAGUAUGAGGGUUCUUAAUAAUAUUAGUUCUUAACAACUGACAAAAGUUUGAAUGUUUAUGUAAAAAUUGAGACAUUUAAAAAAAAAAUUAUUAUUAUUUAUUUUUAAACACAAAUCUCAGAAAUAUGAUGUAGUUAUUCAAUGUUGAGAAUGCAAUACAAAAAAGUCAAAGCCAAAAUGAAAACACAUUUAUCUGGUUCAUGAUUUUAUUCCUUAUAGGCUGCAUCAUUAUAUUGUCACAUUGUGUGCCUGCUUAGUUCAUUAACUUCAAGUUCAAAAAAUUGCACUGUGAAAACACUAGAAUUAUUUACAAAGACAAUAUUACUGAUGAUAUUUUUUCCAUAUAAGUCAAUAAUAAAUAAAAAGCACAGGGAAAGCAUUAUUGUAUGAUCAUUUGAAAUCCAACAGUGGUGUACCUUACAUAAGAAAUAAAAUGAAGUCUUAUACUUUGUGUAUUGUAUCAUUCCUUGACAUAUUUACUUUUUAAUGAUUAAAAUGUAACACUAGAUAUGAAAUGAAAAUCUUUUAACCCAUCUAAAUUUCAGAAAUCACCUAUUAU
Molecule: messenger RNA, 9618 nt
Organism: Lymnaea stagnalis (great pond snail)
Lineage: Eukaryota; Metazoa; Mollusca; Gastropoda; Lymnaeidae
Source: the annotation of a GenBank genome assembly